Nymphalis io (European peacock) is the source of this 2146-nucleotide messenger RNA. RefSeq names its product glucose dehydrogenase [FAD, quinone]-like. Gene Ontology annotation, molecular function: flavin adenine dinucleotide binding; oxidoreductase activity, acting on CH-OH group of donors. The record is from RefSeq and is a predicted model, not a curated record. The transcript is spliced from 4 exons. The coding region runs from base 17 to 2146 and encodes 709 amino acids. NCBI's taxonomy places the organism in Eukaryota, Metazoa, Arthropoda, Insecta, Lepidoptera, Nymphalidae.
AGUGAUUGAUGCAAAUAUGUCGUCUUGGGUACCAUUGAAUUUGAGUAACAUUUGUUUAGAAAAACAAGCUCCAUUAUCACAAUGCUCUUCAACAGGAUUCAUGUUUUUGGCAUUAGUGAUGAAACUUUUUGGUGGUGUCUCAUACAGUGUCCCGUGGGAAAAGAAUACAUAUUCAUUAAUUUCAUUGGAAUCCGAAUUAUCCCAAAGAAAUUUGGAUACGACUUUCGAUCGUUUUGAUUCUAAAUAUCCGUUUUCUGGGAAAAGUGAUAUAAAUUUUACGAAUAUUUCUCCAAUAACGUCUUCCGAAAAUUAUUUUCUGGAUUAUAUCUCUUCAAAACACUUAAUUUAUGGACCAAGUAAAUUUAAAAAAUCUAGAUAUUUUGAUGGUGAAAGUUCGGAUAUACAGAGAAAUACGUUGCGGAUAGCAAAUAAAAAAGCCGUUAAGAGAAGAAAUAGGAAGAAAAUUAAAGAAUACGAUUUCAUUAUUGUUGGUGCUGGAUCAGCUGGAUGCGUUGUAGCUAACCGCUUAUCAGAAAUAAAGGAAUGGAAAAUACUACUUUUAGAAGCUGGAGGUGAAGAACCCGAUGUUACAAGUGUUCCCGCAUUUGCAACAGCAUUAGGAAGGUCCAACAUCGAUUGGAAGUACACGACUCAACCGGAAAAAUUAACCUGUCGCUCUUUGCAGGGUCAGACUUGUACUUGGACAAGUGGUAAAACUAUGGGAGGCUCCAGUGCAAUCAACUAUUUAGUCUAUAUGAGAGGAAAUAGAUAUGAUUACAAUAACUGGGCUGAAAUGGGUAAUUACGGCUGGACCUACAAUGAGGUCCUACCCUAUUUCAAGAAAUCUGAAAAUAACCGUGAUAAGAAAUCCAAGGACACAUAUUAUCAUUCAGUCGAUGGACCACUGAAUGUUGAAAGAUUUUCUUUCACUGACAUAAAUACAGUUAUGCUUGUAGCCGCUUUCAAAGAAAAAGGCCUACCCGUAAAAGACUUAAAUGAGGAAAAUAAUUUCGGAACAGACAUAGGGCUUUCAACGUCUAAAGACGGCCGUAGAGUAUCAACCAACGUUGCUUUUAUCAAACCAAUUCGAAAUGAACGUAAAAAUUUACAUAUAAUCACGAAUGCACAGGUUACGAAAAUCAAUAUAGAUCCUAAAACGAAAGUAGCUAUUGGAGUUACUUAUUAUAAAAAUGGAGUAUAUUAUAAGGUAGUUGCGAAGAAAGAAGUAAUUGUAAGUGGUGGUUCAUUGAAUUCUCCAAAACUACUGAUGCUAUCUGGAAUAGGGCCAAAACAUGAACUAAAAAGCUUAGAUAUACCCAUUCUCUCAGAUUUAAGCGUUGGUCAAAACCUACAAGAUCAUGUCACAACAAACGCACUUAUUAUGUCUAUUUCAAAUAAAACAUCAACAUUAGUUAGUACUCCGAAAAUUAUAAAUAAAAUUCGUAAAUAUUAUAAGCAAAAAUUCAUAAAAACUGGACCAAUCAGUUCUACAAAUCUUCUUAAUAGUAUUGCAUUUAUUAAAACUAAGUAUGCUAAAGAUAACGUGCCCGAUAUUCAAAUUCAUUUUAAUGGCCGGAAUGUACAAGACUUCUACUUGGAUCCCACGACUUAUUUGGCGACUGACUUUCUUCCUCUACCCUUUUACAAUGGCAUUGGUGCUAGACCACUUUUACUUGUACCAAAAAGUAAAGGAUAUCUUCUAUUAAAUAAGACGGACCCCGUUCACGGGCAACCUUUGAUAUAUUCAAGAUUUUUCACAAUCAAAGAGGAUGUUGAUGUAUUAGUUGAAGGUAUGCGAUAUGUUGUUAGUUUAGAAAAAACAAAAGCUUUCAAAUAUAUCGGUGCGAGGUUUGUUAGAGAACCAGUAAAAGGAUGUAAGCAACAUAUUUGGGGUACCUAUGAUUACUUUGCUUGUUUACUUACUGAAUAUACUACAACUAUAUUCCAUCCUGUAGGAACGUGUAAAAUGGGACCAGCCUGGGAUAAAAAUGCAGUCGUUGAUCCCAGAUUGAAAGUAUAUGGGAUUCAUAAUUUAAGAGUAGUCGACGCAUCAAUAAUGCCAGUUAUCGUAAGAGGGAAUACUAAUGCCCCGACAAUUAUGAUUGGUGAAAAAGCAUCAGAUAUGAUAAAAGAAGAUUGGUUAUAA